GGCGCGAGCCGGAGUAGGGCUACGGGCCGCCGCCGACUUAGUGUGUCCGCCUCUAGGUGGGGAAGAUGCAGGGCAACAAGGGCUUCAACAUGGAGAAGCAGAACCACACUCCACGGAAACAGCACCAGCAGCACCCGCCGCCGUCCAUCCCCGCCAACGGGCAGCAGGCCAACAGCCAGAAUGAAGGCCUGACUAUUGACCUGAAGAAUUUCCGUAAACCUGGCGAAAAGACCUUCACCCAAAGGAGCCGUCUGUUUGUGGGGAAUCUGCCUCCAGAUAUUACAGAGGAGGAGAUGAGAAAGUUAUUUGAGAAGUAUGGCAAGGCAGGUGAAGUCUUCAUACACAAGGAUAAAGGCUUUGGCUUUAUCAGACUGGAAACUCGCACUCUGGCAGAGAUUGCAAAGGUGGAACUAGACAACAUGCCUCUACGUGGGAAGCAGCUGAGAGUGCGUUUUGCAUGCCACAGCGCAUCGUUGACAGUCAGGAACCUGCCUCAGUUUGUGUCCAAUGAGCUCCUGGAAGAAGCCUUCUCGGUGUUUGGCCAGGUGGAAAGGGCUGUGGUUAUUGUGGAUGAUAGAGGACGAUCCUCUGGGAAAGGCAUUGUGGAGUUCUCAGGAAAACCUGCUGCUCGGAAAGCCCUGGAUAGGUGUAGUGAUGGGUCUUUCCUGCUAACUACAUUCCCCCGCCCUGUCACUGUGGAGCCCAUGGAUCAGUAUGAUGAUGAAGAGGGACUACCAGAGAAACUAGUCAUCAAAAACCAGCAAUAUCACAAGGAGCGUGAGCAGCCUCCUCGAUUUGCACAGCCUGGCAGCUUUGAGUAUGAAUAUGCCAUGCGUUGGAAGGCUCUAAUAGAAAUGGAGAAGCAGCAGCAAGAACAAGUAGACCGCAACAUCAAGGAAGCUCGAGAGAAGCUGGAAAUGGAAAUGGAAGCAGCUCGCCAUGAGCACCAAGUUAUGCUCAUGCGGCAAGAUUUAAUGAGACGCCAGGAAGAGCUGAGGAGAAUGGAGGAAUUGCAUAAUCAAGAAGUACAAAAACGUAAACAGUUAGAACUCAGGCAGGAGGAAGAACGCAGGCGUCGCGAGGAGGAAAUGAGAAGACAGCAAGAAGAGAUGAUGAGACGCCAGCAGGAAGGCUUUAAAGGGAAUUUUGCUGAUGCGAGGGAGCCACCAGACAUGCGAAUGGGACAGAUGGGUAUGGGAGGUACCAUUGGUAUGAACAAUAGAGGAGCUAUGGGUGGUACCAAUGUUCCAGCUGCUGCACCUCCAGCAACUGGUCCUGGAGCUAUGAUACCUGAUGGAGCCAUGGGAAUGACUCCACCACCCCCUGCAGAUCGCUUUGGCCAGGGCAGCGCAAUGGAAGGCCUCGGAGCAAUGGGAGGGAACCCACCUGCCUUCAACAGAGGAAAUCCAGGGGGUGAUUUUGGCCCUAACAAGCGUCGCAGAUACUAACAGGAUUAAAGCUACCCCCUGCACACACCCCAAAGAGGAAAGGAAUCUUGGCAGACCAUACAGGGUUCAGCUAGGGGGAGGAGGAAUAUUAAAAAUAGUUAAUUAGGGCCUUUUUUUGUAAAGCUACUUUAGGACAAGGAGAGUGCAGCCUGACUGGUAAAGGUUUUAGAAAAUUUAAUGUGGUGCAUUCCUAUAAUUUCAGUAUGAAAAAUGGAUUCUGGGAGGCUGCCAUGGUUGUUCAGUAAAGUUAAAAUCAGGCAAGGAUCCUAAUGCCUCGACCAUUCCAGGUUUCCUAUUUGCAGUUGGAGGCCUGAAACUAAACUAGAUAAAAUUGCAGUAUGUCUUGGCAUUUUUUUUGGCAUAGUGUACAUUGCUUGAGAGCACAGGGAAGUCUCUGGAGAACUAGGGCAGCAUCUGGGGGGCUUUGCAGCCCCCACGAUUCUGUAAAUUUAUGUAGUUCCAAAUGAUCUGUCAUGUAGUGAAUCAGGGGAAUUUUUAUGUUAAUUUUUUUUUUUUCCUUCUAACGUGUAGUUAUUCUUCUUAUCUGGACCACUUGUUUCUUUAAAGUAGUUGACUGCCAUGUGCAGUCUGAAUGGCUGGGAGGCUUUUGUUUGGAUGGAUUUUUUGAUAACGUGUUGUAUCACUGUUUAUUUUUACUGGUAGUAAAGUACAAUCUAUUGGACAAAGAUACUGUAUCUUAUGCUGAGGAUUUAACUGAAACAUGUUUGUAUAACCUUAACCUUGCCUGUCUUUUGUGUAGAAGUACUACAAGAUCUUUCAUUUAGUGUAAACUGUUUGAACCCAAGCUGUAAUUGUCCCACUAACAAUUUUGAGUUUGUCUGAGGAAUGUUGCAAGAAUGCAUUAUUAAAGUGGAUUUUAAGCCUUUUUUA
Molecule: messenger RNA, 2339 nt
Organism: Apaloderma vittatum (bar-tailed trogon)
Lineage: Eukaryota; Metazoa; Chordata; Aves; Trogoniformes; Trogonidae
Gene: NONO
Product: non-POU domain containing, octamer-binding
Exons: 10
Coding region: 66-1448 (460 amino acids)
Biological process (GO): regulation of DNA-templated transcription
Cellular component (GO): nucleus
Molecular function (GO): RNA binding
Source: RefSeq, a predicted model, not a curated record